This is a messenger RNA of Nasonia vitripennis (jewel wasp), 1460 nucleotides long. It is a transcript of the gene mRpL37, whose product is annotated as mitochondrial ribosomal protein L37. Bases 97 to 1344 code for a protein of 415 amino acids. The transcript has 6 exons. The record is from RefSeq and is marked validated. Gene Ontology annotation, biological process: translation. NCBI's taxonomy places the organism in Eukaryota, Metazoa, Arthropoda, Insecta, Hymenoptera, Pteromalidae. Gene Ontology annotation, molecular function: structural constituent of ribosome. Gene Ontology annotation, cellular component: ribosome; mitochondrion.
GUUGCAGAAGUGCGGUGUUUUUAUUAUUAAUCCUAACCUUAAUAACGUUAGUUUUGUAGAUACUUGCAUAGAUUAUUUAGUUUUGUAAAGAAUAAAAUGAAAUUGUCACAGAUUUUAUACAAACAGCACAUCGGUCGUAUGACCCGUAGACAUUGGUAUGUUCACGGAAAAAAAACACCACAUGACCUUAGGUCCGAAAAGGUUCUAACAUCAAAAGGAGUCCAAAUCAUUGAUUCGAAGGAAAUUUUGAAACCAAAAAGAACAGAGUUUUUCGACUUUAAAAAAGUAAACUUUCUGAGAAAAGUACCUAUUCCAAAAGACCAAAACCAUCCGGAUUGGCAUGAUAGACCCUGUUUGGUUUAUGAGGAUCAUGAGCUGUUGGUUCAAGGACUUGCACAGGCUCAACAAAUAACAAAAACAGUGGUCUUUGAAAAUGUUCUCCCUGCAAAUGUAGAAGCUUUGACAGAGCAAUUAAAUCUUCCACAAGAAACUGAUACUCUAGUUCAAAGGAUAAUAGAAAAUUCGGUUAUAUUUGAUGCCCAUCAAGAGCUGUUGCCAAAAUUGAAAGAUCCCAGUAGACCUGCUUGGAAUUUCCCAAGGCAAAUGGGUAUCACGGAUCAAAGAAAAAUCUCCAAUUUAAGUAAGAAGCUUAUUCAACUUUGCGAUUGUUUAAGUGGACCACAAGUAGCUAGUACUAGAAGCAUCAUAGAGAAUGCAUUACUUUGUUAUCCUUUUGAAAAGGAAUUCGAUCAACUUAUGUUUACUUUAACAAUGGAUGUUGUAUUGAUGUCUGAGAAACCUUUAAAACCAGCUGGUCAAGUCAAAAAAGAUCAUGAUAGUAUGACUUUGCCAAUCCUUUAUCCUAUGACCCCUACAGUUGGCAUGCGUAAACAAAAUAUAUACAAACUUCAAAAUUUAUAUCCAUUAAUUUCUGGAUAUCAUCAGAAAAAUAUACACACAGUUUUCAUAUAUUAUGACAAAACUAGUGUUAAAAACAUAACAGAGUUAGAAACAGAAGAAACACAGGUUUUUGGUAGAGCUAUGAUGAAAGCAUUUACUGCAGCUGCUAGCACAGCUAGGCAAAAGUAUGGCACUGAUGUGAAAGAACUUCCAGAACCAAUUACAGUACAAUGUAUCCAAUCAGAUGGAAAACAAUUUUACUUCUCUGUAUAUCAACUUAACACUCUGGAUAUUGAUGGAGAGAAUGGCAUGAAAAAUUAUUGCUGGACUUUACCCAAACUCAAUCUUUAUAAUGUGGGUGGCUACGAAAAUGGAAAACCAGUUGUGGAAGGGUAUAAUCCAGAAGUCUUUAGAAGGAUAUUAGCUUUUUAUAAAAAUAAUUAAAUGUUAUACAAAUUAACCAACUUGCGUAUUUAUUUCUUAGAUUUUUCAAAGUAUUUUAUAUAAACUGUACAUCCUAAAAUAGCUAUUUCAAGCAGAAUAAUUAGUAUUAAAACAAA